AUGUCUACGGAUUUCACCGAAGUUCCUGAGAAUCGAACAGUUUCAGGAAAGCGAAAUUUCUUUGAAUAUUUAUUUAUUAAAUUCAAUACAUUUUAUGAAAAAAUAUUUUCAUCUGUUGGUGAACAACUUGGUAAAAAACCCUAUCAAUUUAUUCUCAUAUCAUUUAUAUUAACUGGUCUUUGUUCAUUGGGUUUUUUACGUUUAAAUAUGAUUAAUAAUGCUGAAGUUCUAUUUAUUCCAACGGAUUGUAAAAGUGUAUUAGAUCGAGAAAUAGUCGCUGAAAAAUUACCUAUGAAUUAUGAUGAAUAUUAUCUUCAUCAAGAUUAUGAUUUAGGUAUCUUUGGUGAUGUUAUAUUUUUAACAAAUGAUUAUGCAAAUAUUGGACGUUUAAAUAUACGUAAUGAACUUAAACGUAUUUAUAUACUUAUACAAAAUAUUAAUGUAACAUAUAAUAAUCAAACAUAUUCUUAUAAAGAUCUUUGUGCUAAACGAGAUAAUCAAUGUGUAACUGAAGGUGAUAUAUUUUUUCGUGAAUCAUUUUGGCAACGUUUAAAAGAUAAAGAUUUAUAUAAAUAUCUUUCAAAUGAUCUUUAUACAGAUGAUGAUGGUGUACCAAAUUUAUUACCAUUUAUAUUUGGAAAAAAUUUAACACUUAAUUUAGAAAAAAAAUUUUUAUUUACUAAAGUACUUAAAUUACGUUUUAAUUUACGACGAACAUUAUUCAUUAAAGGUAAACAUGUUAAUAUUGAAAACAUAAGUCGAAUGUGGGAACAAGCUUUCCUACAAUUUUUUCAUCAUUUUAAAUCAAUUAUGGUUCAAGCAACGUAUGCAGUUUCAACAUCUAUUGAUCAAGAACUUGACAGUAAUAUUAAACUAGAUAUGAUAUUAGUAGUUGUAACAUUUUGUGUUAUGAUUAUUGUUGCUACAAUAUGUUUAUCAGUUCGUGGUCCAUUUGCACAAUCACCUGCAUAUUUAUCAGGUGUUGGUGUUACAGCUACAAUGUUAGGAUUAGUAUCUGGUUUUGGUUUUUGUUCAUUGAUUGGUAUACCUAUGUGUUCAUUGGUAUUUGUAACACCAUUUUUAAUUAUUGGUGUUGGUACUGAUGAUAUGUUUCUUAUUUAUUCGGCAUAUCGUCGAACAAAAACAUCUGAAACAACUGCUCAACGAUUAGCAGAUACAUUUCGUAUAUGUGGUUCAGGUAUAACAAUAACAACAUUAACGAAUGUUAUUGCUUUUCUUGCUGGAGCAACAACGAAUUUUUAUGGAAUACGUUUAUUUUGUAUUUAUACAAGUGCUUCAAUGGCUUUUUGUUAUUUAUAUCAAAUAAUGUUAUUUGGUAGUGCAGUUGCUUUAUAUAAUGAAUGUAUAAGUAACAAUCGACAUACACUUAUUUUAUGUCUUGUUGAUCGUAAACAACCAACAAAUAAUCAACGACGUCAACGUCAUCAUCGACAGCAAUGUUUACCAUGGAAAGAAAUGUUUGUAUAUAUUACAAAACCAUUAUUUACAAAAUGGGGUCAAAUUAUUGUAUGUUUAAUAUUUAUAAUUUAUACAACUUUUGCUAUUUAUGGAGCAUUACAAAUGAAAGAUGGAAUGAAUUUUGGACAAUUAUUAAGUGAUAAAUCAUAUGCAAAAGUUUAUUUUGAUACAUUAGAUAAAGAAUUUGAACUUUAUCCAUUAGUACAAUUUAUAAUAACAGAACCAAUACCAUAUUGGAGAAGUGAUUAUUUAAAACAAAUAAGAGAUUUAAUAAAACGUGCUAAACAAUUAGAAGGAAUGAAUCCGGAAUUUGAAAUCUCAUGGUUUUCAUUAAUUGGUUAUGAUGGACAAGAUUAUCCAUUUGAUAAUGGUACACAAUUUAUAGAAAUAGUUCAUGGUUUUGUAAAUUUAUUUCCAACAUUUUCUAAUGAUCUAUUAAUUAAUAAUACUCAUCUAUUAACUAGUCGUUUUUAUUUAAAAUUUGGACGUGUUUACUAUAAUUCACUUGAUGGUCAUUUAGUCAAUCAAUUACGUUCUCUUGCUGAACAAUCAAAAUUACCAAUUAAAGUUUAUAGCAGUCUUUUUAAAUAUUAUGAACAAAUGUAUGAAGUUAUUCCUAAUAUAAUACAAACAUUUCUUAUUGCUAUUGAAGCAAUGUAUUUAGCAACUUUAAUUAUAAUACCUGAUCUUAAAUCUGUUCUUAUUAUAAUUUCAACAAUGGCUAUGAUAUUAGUAAGUCUUGUUGCUAGUUUACAUGCUUGGGGUAUUCAAGCAUCAUCAGUUAUGAUGAUUGAGCUUGUGAUGUCAAUUGGUUUUUGUUCGGAUUUUUGUGUACAUAUUGUACAUGCUUUUUUAACAUCGACUGGUACAAGAAAAGAACGUGCACAACAAGCAUUAAUUAAUAUGGGAAUGCCAAUAUUAUGCGCAAGUUUAUCAUCAAUAAUUGGUAUUUUAUUUUUAGGUUUUGCAAAUUCAUAUUUAUUUCGAACAUUUUUUGUAACAAUUGUUUCUAUUAUGAUAUUUGGAGCUAUACAUGCACUUUGUUUUCUACCAAUUAUUCUUUCAUUAAUUGGUUCUCAUUGGUCGUCACAUAUGAAUAAUAAAAUACAACCAAAUAAUACUCUUCAAAUGACAGCAACUAUAAAUAAUGAUUCUCAAGCGAAUGGAUAUAUAACAAAAAGAGAAAAAUUACAAACAAAAUCAAAUACAAUUGAAGAAGAAGAAAAUGAUGAAUUUAUGCCAACAACAAGAGAUACUUAA
Molecule: messenger RNA, 2739 nt
Organism: Adineta steineri
Lineage: Eukaryota; Metazoa; Rotifera; Eurotatoria; Adinetida; Adinetidae
Source: the annotation of a GenBank genome assembly